Molecule: messenger RNA, 4802 nt
Organism: Pyrus x bretschneideri (Chinese white pear)
Lineage: Eukaryota; Viridiplantae; Streptophyta; Magnoliopsida; Rosales; Rosaceae
Product: trihelix transcription factor GTL2-like
Exons: 3
Coding region: 144-2054 (636 amino acids)
Source: RefSeq, a predicted model, not a curated record
AGAGAGAGAGAGAGAGAGAGAGAGAGAGAGAGAAGUUUGGUGUUUUUGUAGUCUUUGUUUCUAACAUUUUGCUAUUUUACAGUGAGCAAACAAAAGGAGAGGUAAAGAAGAGAAACACGCUCUCACAAAAAUCACAGACAAACAUGUUUAAUGGAGUCCCAGCUGAGCAGUUGCACCAAUUCAUAGCAUCCUCAAGAACUUCCCUCCCUCUUCCUCUCCCUCUCCCUCUCCCUCUCUCGUCAUUCCCUCCUCCACCAUCAAACAAUAAUAUUAAUACCUUCACUGUCCCUGCUGCUACUCCCUUUGACCCCUACAACAAUAACAACCCUUUUCAUCUUCAUCAUCAUCAACUCCUGCAAAUUCAACCCCAUCAGCUUCAUCAGAAUAAUCAGCUUCUGCAACUGCACUGCCAAUCCGCCGCCACCCCCAAAAAUCUCGAGGAGAAAGAGGAACUCUCUAGUACUGUUUCAAACUCCAUAAACAAUAAUUUGGAGACCGAAGGAGAGAGAUCUUCAUUGAUACCGGCAUCAUCAGAUGCAUCAAUCAUUAGUGAUUCUUGGAGUAAUGAUGAAUUGCUUGCACUUCUCAGGAUCAGAUCUACCAUGGAGAAUUGGUUCCCUGAGUUUGCUUGGGAACAUGUCUCAAGGAAUCUAGCAGAGCUUGGUUUCAAAAGGAGUGCAGAGAAAUGCAAAGAGAAGUUUGAAGAAGAAAGCAGAUACUUCAACAACAUUAACUUCACCAAAAACUACAGUUUUCUCAGUGACCUCGAACAACUCUGUCAAGGUGGUGGUGAUGCUCAUCAACAAAACGCUGAUGAUCAUCACCGAAACCCUGCUGAUCAUCAGGAAGCUCCCGAGGAUAAAAAUAAUGAGAAAGAAAAGGUUGAAAAGCCGAGUGAUGAGGGAGAUCAUCAAGACUCAACGAGAAACGAAACAAUUGUUGGGGACAGUAUCGGUGUGAUUAGCACCGAGCCGCUGAACCCUGAGGAGCACAAUGAGAAAGAGGUAGUAGUGGAAACUAGACCAAAGAACAAUACUAAGAAGAGGAAAAGGCAAAGGAAAUUUGAAAUGCUCAAGGGUUUCUGUGAGGACAUUGUGAACAGGAUGAUGGCUCGGCAGGAAGCGAUGCACAACAAGCUUCUUGAAGAAAUGGUGAAGAGAAACGAGGAGAAGCUUGCGAGGGAAGAAGCAUGGAAGAAGCAAGAGACGGAUAGGAUGAACAAGGAGCUCGAGAUUAUGGCGAAAGAACAAGCGGUUGCUGGUGAUCGACAAGCUACAGUCAUUAAGUUCUUGAAGAAGUUCACAUCGUCGUCCAGCAAUUCUAGUACUUCCACUUCGUCUUUUCCGAUUCAAGCACAAAACCCUAAUCGUCCAACGUGUCACGAUGUUAGUGGCCGAAAAGAACUUGAUCAUCAUCAAGAAAAAGAAAAUAACCCAACAACGCCUAGUUCAUUAACUGAAAGUACUCUUGCACCGCAAAGCCCUAGCUCAAGUACUCUUGCUCCGACUCCGAUUGCCGUUCCAACCAUGACCAUUUUAUCUAGAGCUACUGCUGCUGCUGCUGUUGUCGUUGCACCUCCUGAAAACCCUAGUUCUGAUGAUGUCAUCAUCAACACUCAAAACCCUAGUUCCAUUAGUCAUGACAAACAAGACCUCGGAAAGAGAUGGCCGAGAGAUGAAGUGCUGGCUCUGAUAAACUUAAGGUGCAGCCUCUUCAACAAUGGGGGCGGCGGCGAUCAGGACAAGGACGGAGGGGUCGUGAUGAAAGCUCCUCUUUGGGAGAGAAUCUCACAAGGGAUGUUGGAGAUGGGUUACACGAGGAGUGCCAAGAGGUGCAAAGAGAAAUGGGAGAACAUUAACAAGUACUUUAGAAAAACAAAAGAUGUUAACAAGAAGAGGUCACUUGACUCUAGGACUUGUCCUUAUUUUCAUCAACUAAGUUCUUUGUACAAUCAAGGGAUACUCGUACCGCCUUCUGAUCAUGCACCGGAAGACCGUCCCACUUCGCCGGAAAACCAUUCUCUAGGUGAUGAUGAUUCAACUAAGCAUGAUUAAGUGAGCACCGACAGAUAGAUUCAAAUCAGGAACCAGAUUUUAAAUGAGGUCUGCUGUCAUUUUGUAUUUGCCAUAUUUACUCUCAAUUUGCUACGCGCAGCAGCAGAAGUAUCUUUGUUGCUAGCUGUUACUUAAAUAUACUUUUCUUUUUUUUUUUUUUAAUUUUUACAAACGAUAUUAUCCACAUUAAGAGGUGAGAAAGUAAGUUAAGCCUCACAAUGGGCUAGCACUAAUGUAGUUCAGUUCGCCUUUGGUAAGAAUUAAACCUAAGACUCUCACUUACGAGUAAAAAUGAAUAUCACUAGACCGUAAUACUAUAUGACAACUUAAUUAAAGUUUAAAGAAUUAAAAAAAUUAAUUAUAAUUUCACCAAAAUGAUGAAGAGCAUGCAUGUGAGAUAAUAAGGAUAAUCAUGUGUUUAUAAUCCCUAAAAGAGCAUUCCAGUUGUUACAUCUAGCAACGGGAAAAAAACAUAAAUCAAUAUACGAUUAGUUCAUAUAAGCUAAUUAAGGUUUUGUUUUGGCCAAGGUUAACAAUACAUACAAAUGUACAAUCAUACAAUAGUUAUUUAAGUGUGCUAGGUAUGUUUUGAACUUUUGGCCAAGGGUUUACAAGGAGCUUAGCAAUGACUUAUUAUGUUCUCGAUCCUCAUAAAAUUUUCUCCCUUAUAAGCUGGCUGGGUUUUCUUAAUUAGUUUGUAACUUAUAUUUUUUUUUUUGCAAAACAAAUUAAAAUUUUCCAUUUGCAUAAAGUUUUCUUUUAAUGAGAUAUGUUUUUACUUACAACUUUAAUUUACAAUUAAUUAUGGAACACUGUUUACAAUUCACAAAAAUUUUAUAUGUUUACACGGUAGUGAUAUUCUUUGUUUCUCUCUUUAUUUUCGAAUUCAUGUAAUGAUCCAUGAUGUAAUCUAGAUCUCGUCAUUCAUUAUUAGCUUAUGUAGAGCCCUAAACAAAGAAAACUCCACUGUCUUCCUAACAGGAACUAAACGUAACGUGCGAAAUUAUAGAAGAUCCCUUUUAGAUCAAACAAUUUCCAUGAAUUCUUUAGACCAGGCCGAUAGGUGGGGCGGAUGGGGACAGAGAACAAGAAGAGAGAAGGGAAAAGAGCACACAAAGAUUUACAAGUAUAGAAGUAGGGGAGAUUAGAGCAACAAGGAAUGCUUGGCCGACGUUUUUAUUCUUGGGCUACCUCAGCUCUUUCCACGGGUCCUAAGUAAUUUAAUUAUACGAGUAAAGUCUUAAUAGACGGAAGAAUUAUAGAAUACUCCACCUACUAGUGGACUUGCAAGGGGCGUGCCCGAUUUGACCGACUUUUGGAUAACAAGAAGGCGAGCUUCCUAGUUGCUUGGCCUCUAGUAGGUAUCUAGUUCACCACUUUAGGUAUCAUCACUAUGGCUUUCAAUUUAAAUGGUCUUAAUUUUAUUCAAUCUCUUUUAUGCGCCGCUUUACGCCGAAAGGAAAAUCAGCUUUGCUUUAAGGAUAAAAAGUGAACCAACACUGGGAUCCCAUCAGAGCCACAGUGAAGUGUUGGGACUUGGGAUGCAAAGACGUUAUAUCAAUACCAACAGCAAUAGAUGUAGCAACUGAUACGGGAGGUAGUUCGCUCACACCAAAAGAAAGAAUGCUCCCAAUUAGAGACCAUUUUCUAAAGAACUGAUGCUUCCUAGGUUUCCUGCUUCUUGCUACUUGCCGCACCUGAACUCUCACAGCGGGAAAUCAUAGUUUUUCUAGUUUCCGCCAUUAGUUAUUGGUCGAGCCAUUGAAAUGGAAUGAGAUAAGAAUGUUUAGCGAUCUUUUCUCCGAUAUACAAUACACCGGAACAUACUAGAUUCAAUUACGCAAGUGCCUGCCAUAAUAUGUAAAUUAGCAAAUGACAGAUUACAUUAAUUAUCAUCUUUCAUUUGGGGUUUUGGUUUAGAACUACAAAUGUAUUCAAUUGACAGUACAACUGCAAGUCUGCAUGACAUAAUGUUUUCUGAUUGGGAAUGGGAUCUAUCGGAAUGCUCCACAGAGAUUGAGGCCAGUACUGCCAGUGGUCACCGGUCAGUAAGCAAAAGCCUUGGAGAGGGUGGAAGACGUUGUCGUUUUGUGUCAUGUUAUCGAUAACAAGUCUUUCUCAGAGUCGGAGGGGGGUUCCACCGCACCUUGGACAGCAUUGGCAGACAAAUGAUCCCUGCCACGCGUCAACAUCAACUGAUGGGUUUGUCCGCACCCUAUCCCAGCCUCACCAGUAACCUGCUGACAUGGUCAGAGCCUCAGAGGGCCACAUCAUCCAACGGCUGAGAAUCUCAGAUGCCAGUAACGCGUUCAGAAAUUUUUUUUUUUUGUCAAAAGUGAAGCCUUCAAGAUGCAGUUCUUUAAAGAAUUAAAGCCAAAAGUCAACACAAUCAACUUAGGUAUAACUUUGUCGGACUCCCACUCCUCCACCGUGUUUGACUUUUACUUUUUUACGUACGGGUAACUACAAACAUGUUGAAAGAGAUUGACCCAAACCAAAAUUGUUUGCCUUUCAUCGCAGAAGGAUUUUCAUAGCACGACAACAACGUAUGUGUUUCAUAAAAGUUUGCUUUCUUUGAACAAGCGGGUUGGGUUAUGUUAAUUCUUAUAUAAUGUUUGUCUUGGAAAAAAAACUCUUACAUUAUGUUACUACGCGUUAUGCAUGACUGGUUUUGAUUUCAUGCUAAUUGUAAAUGUGAGGAUUCAGAAAAAAAGAAAAUGAAUUCGGCACAUAUUUAUUUUUUGUACA